AUCCAGCCAUACAGAUAACGCCAAAAACACCUGGUUUCAAUGCAAGUCCUACCGCAAAUGACGUCAUACACUGUGCAGUAUUCGUUUUGGAUGCCAGCACACUGGAGAUCUUGACACCAAAAAUCUUAGAAAAAAUGAAAGCAUUUCAAAGUAUAAUGAAUCAGAAAGAAAUACCACAACUUAUCCUUCUUACAAAGGUAGAUAAACUCUGUAAAGAAGUCGGAGAAGAUGUGUCAUUGGUCUUUAAGAGUCCGGAAGUGGAGCAGCAUGUGGAAAAGGCCUCGCAACUCCUUGGCCUUCCACCUGCAAACGUUCUUCCCGUAAAGAAUUACCAUAAUGAAGACGAGCUCGAUGAAAGUAUUAGUAUACUGGCAUUGUUGGCUUUGCGCAAAAUUUUGAAUUUUGCCGAAGAUUUUCUGGACCAUAUGUUUGAUAAAAAAGAAGAUGAAGAAAAAGGAAUGGAAAAGCUUAAAUCUGAAAAAUGUUUUAAAUUCAAAAUUUUACCAUUUUCAUGUCUAAAAGUUGAAAUCUGCCGAAGCCGGUACCAGUACCGUCCAUAA
This is a messenger RNA of Ruditapes philippinarum (Manila clam), 560 nucleotides long. Its product is annotated as interferon-induced protein 44-like. The transcript has 2 exons. The record is from RefSeq and is a predicted model, not a curated record. NCBI's taxonomy places the organism in Eukaryota, Metazoa, Mollusca, Bivalvia, Venerida, Veneridae. Bases 135 to 560 code for a protein of 141 amino acids.